Messenger RNA from Mycena indigotica, 1284 nucleotides. RefSeq names its product AGC/YANK protein kinase. Lineage: Eukaryota; Fungi; Basidiomycota; Agaricomycetes; Agaricales; Mycenaceae. The record is from RefSeq and is a predicted model, not a curated record. Bases 1 to 1284 code for a protein of 427 amino acids. The transcript has 10 exons. Gene Ontology annotation, molecular function: G protein-coupled receptor kinase activity; G protein-coupled receptor binding; ATP binding. Gene Ontology annotation, biological process: regulation of signal transduction; protein phosphorylation; G protein-coupled receptor signaling pathway.
AUGGGCGGCGUGUGCUGCAGACCUACGCCCGUUGACUUUGACGGCGAUGUAACACUGUUCCACUUCGUUCUCUUGCGUUGUGUGGGGAAAGGUGCUUUUGGGAAGGUCCGAGUCGUUCAACACAAGCAGACCAAGGAUCUCUAUGCCCUCAAGUAUAUCAAUAAGGCGAAAUGCGUCAAGAUGAAGGCCGUUCCAAACGUCAUUCAAGAGCGGCGACUACUCGAAGAGAUCGACCACCCUUUUGUCGUCAACUUGCGUUAUGCUUUCCAGGACGACGAGAAUUGCUUCUUCGUCUUGGACCUCAUGCUGGGCGGGGACCUUCGCUUCCAUUUGGAGCGACUCGGUUCAUUGGAGGAGGAGGUCGUUCGAUUCUAUGUCGCACAACUCUCUUCCGCGAUUCAAUUCCUACACGACAAUAACAUUAUGCAUCGGGAUAUCAAGCCAGACAAUAUUCUGCUCGACGAGCGAGGAAACGCACACUUGACGGAUUUCAACAUUGGACUCAAGUUCUCGGAGAAGCGACUUAUGGGUGUUGCUGGCUCUAUGGCCUACAUGGCCCCAGAGAUCUUGACCAAGCGAGGAUACAGCUAUCAAAUUGAUUGGUGGUCACUCGGCGUAUGCGCUUACGAGCUGAUUUUUGGCCGUCGACCCUUCCGCGGACGCACCAAUAACGACCUCUCCUACAGCAUUACAAAGGACCCUCUUAAAUGGCCCGAAGAAGCCGAGAAGAAAUGCAGUCGUCCAGGAAUGCAAGUUCUCAAAGGGCUACUUGAACGCGACCCUACGCGCCGGUUUGGUUGUAAACCUCAAGGGGAGGGCUUUCAAGAGCUAAGGCGGCAUCCCUGGUUCAAGCCGAUUGACUGGGACACGCUGGAAUCCAAAGAGCAAAUACCGCCCUUUGUCCCUGACGGCAAGAAGGCCAAUUUUGAUGCGUCGCACGAACUGGAAGAGCUUCUCUUGGAGGAUAAUCCAUUGAAGGCUAAAACUAGAAAAGCCAACCAGGAGAAUUUUUCACCUGAAAUGCGCCAAAUGGAGGAGCAAUUUACGACCUACGACUUCAAGAAAAUGCAACGACGUUCAUACUUCCCCCAUAAUCAGCAGCAGCUGAUCUCAACUGCCACUGCAACAUCCUCCGGAAUGGCCUCCUCACGACCAGGCACCCCCGCACACGAUCUUCGAGGAGAGAAUGGAGUUUCAAUCAAUGGCCAUUCCCUUGAACUCAACGGAGGUGACCAUGACGCUAUGAGAGCAGAGCGAAUGAUGAACGAGAAGGACUACGACUGA